This is a messenger RNA of Colletotrichum orchidophilum, 1518 nucleotides long. Its product is annotated as major facilitator superfamily transporter. The transcript has 5 exons. The record is from RefSeq and is a predicted model, not a curated record. Lineage: Eukaryota; Fungi; Ascomycota; Sordariomycetes; Glomerellales; Glomerellaceae. The coding region runs from base 1 to 1518 and encodes 505 amino acids. Gene Ontology annotation, cellular component: membrane. Gene Ontology annotation, molecular function: transmembrane transporter activity. Gene Ontology annotation, biological process: transmembrane transport.
AUGGAGGCUGCAAAAGACAGCAAAAUCACGCCGGCGGUACGGUCCGAAGGAUCAAUUCGCGAUGGAUCUGUAGACGGCGAGCACGUCAAGAAGAAUGACUACGAUGACGAUGUGGUCCAAAUCAUCGACAAGGCCGCUGAGCGCGCGCUGUGCAGGAAAUUGGACUUUCACAUCUUGCCCGUGCUAGCCAUGAUGUACCUCUUCAACGCGCUCGAUAAGGGAAACCUGGGCAACGCCGAAACCGAUGGCAUGAGUAAGGAUCUUGGAUUCAAGGACGGCCAGUACAACCUCAUUGUCAGCAUCUUCUUCGUGCCCUUCGUCGCGGCCGCGCCCUUUGUGGCCCUCAUCGGCAAGAAAUUCGGUCCGGCCAUUGUCCUCCCCAUUCUCAUGUUCACCUUUGGCACGAUGACGAUGCUCAUGGCCGCCGCGCAAAACUUUGGAGGCGUCUUUGCGCUGCGGUGGUUCCUCGGCAUGGCGGAGUCGGCGUUCUUCCCCCUCGUCAUCUACUACCUCACCACCUUUUACCGUCGCGGUGAGCUCGCACGACGCUUGGCCAUCUUUUACGCCGCUUCCAACAUUGCCAAUGCUUUCUCCGGUCUUCUGGCUUUUGGAGUGUUCCACAUCACCAACACCAAGUUGCAUCCCUGGCGAUGGCUCUUCAUCAUUGAGGCGACUGCGACUAUCCUAUUCUCCGUCUUCGCUUUUUGGUAUCUUCCGCGCAGCGCCGCAGAGGCUAAAUUCCUCACGGAAGAAGAGAAGCAGCUUGCUCACCACCGUAUCCGAGUCGACAGCUCAUCCGUGGUUGGAGAGGAGAUGAAGAUGCGGGAGGCAGCCAAGGUUUUCAAGCACCCGACAACGUUUGGCUUCCUCGCCAUUGAAAUCUGCCUCGGCGUCCCGCUCCAGAGCGUCGGCCUCUUCAUGCCCCAAAUUGUGCAGCGUCUGGGCUACAGCACCAUCAAGACAAACCUCUACACGGUGGCCCCGAACGUCAGCGGUGCCGUCGUGCUCCUGAUUCUCGCUUUUCUCUCAGACUGGCGACGCCUGCGUUUCCCGUUCAUUGCCUUGGGCUUCAUGCUCACUUUCAUCGGCUUCAUCAUAUACGCCGCCAUCGAUGAUGUUGAGGCCGAGAUCAAGCUCGCAUACUAUGCCUGUUUCAUGAUGACCUGGGGCACUUCGGCGCCGAGUGUGCUUCUGUCGACUUGGUACAACAACAACGUUGUCAACGAAAACCAACGUGUGCUCCUGACUUCAAUUGGUGUUCCAUUGGCCAACCUCAUGGGUCUUGUCAGCAGCAACAUCUUCCGCAAGCCAGACGCUCCGAAAUACGCGCCCGCGUUGAUUACGACGGCUGCGUUCGGUGUAGUAGGUGCCUCUUGUGCGCUUGCUUUGGGAUUCUACAUGAUGUGGGAUAACCGAAGGAGGAACCGGGCCGAGGGCGUUACUUUGACUGCUAGUGAAGUCCCGACGUCAAAGCUGGGCGAUGGACCCAAGAGCCCUCACUUCCGAUGGUUCUUGUAA